AUGAUUUACUUUAUCUUUUCUACUUUCUUCCUUUCACUUUCUUCCUCUGUCUUUCUAACUUUUUCUCUCAUUCUGUUUAUAUUCUCUCCAUCUUUCGCUUUCAUUUUCGUCUUUUCUCACUUCCAUUCACUCAUCUCUCUUUGUCGAGAUCCUUCUCUCUCUUUAUUGUCGCUUUCUAUUUUUACUGACUCACUUUCUAUCAUUCUUUUAUUGUUGCUCUCUCCUUUCUCUCUUCCUUUUCUCUCCAUUACUAUUAGCCCCUUACCUUCACUCUCUUCCUCUUUAAUUCCUUUUUUGUCUAUCUCACAUUUUCUUACUUCUCUAUCCUUCUCUCUAUUAUUCUCCAACACUCUUCUUUUAUUUCUUUAUUUUUUCUUCUCUUCUUUCUCUCUCUCUCUCUCUCUCUUAACACUGUCUUUUAUUUCUCUGUUCCGUUCUUCCUUUUUUUUCAUUUCAUCCCCCCUCACUUUCUCUCUCUUAACACAAUCCUUCUUUUCUUUUUUCCACUCUCCGUUUUUUCUUUCUUUCAUUUCAUUCGUCUUUUCCACUUCCUUCUCUCUCUCUCUCUCUCUCUCUCUCUCUCUCUCUCUCUCUCUUAACACUGUUUUAUUUCUCUGUUCCGUUCUUUUUUUUCAUUUCAUCCUCCCUCUUUUCUCUCUUAACACAAUCCUUCUUUUUUUUUUUUUCCACUCUCCGUUUUUUUCUUUCUUUCAUUUCAUUCGUCUUUUCCACUUCCUCUCUCUCUCUCUCAACUUUCUGUUCGUUUUUUCUCUUUUCCGGUCAUCUUUUUUUAAUAAUGAAAACACAGAGAGAUUUCUAUUUUUUAUGAUAAUUGCUUCUAUCUCAUUUUUUCCUUUCUUCAUCUACGCUAUCAUUUUUUUUGUGUUUUUCUUUUAUUCCUUUUCUCUCUUUAACUCUUUCUCUCUCUCUGUUUCAAAUCCUCUCAUUUCUUCCAUUCUUUUUUCUUUCAGACAACAUUCUUUUCUCGAAAUUUAUUCUUGA
Acanthosepion pharaonis is the source of this 1002-nucleotide messenger RNA. Lineage: Eukaryota; Metazoa; Mollusca; Cephalopoda; Sepiida; Sepiidae. The record is from the annotation of a GenBank genome assembly.